Aspergillus pseudotamarii is the source of this 891-nucleotide messenger RNA. RefSeq lists its product as uncharacterized. Gene Ontology annotation, molecular function: oxidoreductase activity, acting on NAD(P)H, oxygen as acceptor. Bases 1 to 891 code for a protein of 296 amino acids. The transcript is spliced from 4 exons. Lineage: Eukaryota; Fungi; Ascomycota; Eurotiomycetes; Eurotiales; Aspergillaceae. Gene Ontology annotation, cellular component: intracellular anatomical structure. The record is from RefSeq and is a predicted model, not a curated record.
AUGUCUCCAACUCUGCAACAAGCCCCAGAAAUGCAGAGCAGCCCAUUGCAUAAACAGUACGAAAAGGCCAGCGACACGUACCUCACCAAUAAUGUCCUGGAUCUGUUUUCUCUUAGCAACAGGGUGAUCGCAAUCACCGGAGGAGCACAAGGAAUCGGCCUGGCGCUGGCUUUCGCAUGUGCCGAAGCGGGAGCAAAAGUUGCUCUUAUUGACGCAAAGGCUGAACCACACAAAGACUUUCAUAUCCUCGAGAAACAGUGCGCCCAGCUGGGAAUGUACCAAUCCGACGUGACAGACUUCGACCGCUUGAGCAAUACAUUUGACGAGAUUUUAAGAGAUUUCGGACGUCUUGACGGCUGUAUUACUGCAGCCGGCAUAUGCCCGGACGAGCCAUUCCUGUCGAGGAAGCCGGACAGUGUGCGGCGUUGCUUUGAUAUCAAUGUCCUCGGUACAUAUUUUACGGCGCAGCUGGCGGCAAAGCACAUGAUCCAGAGCUCGCCCAGCAGCAUCGACACUGCAAAUGGGUCCAUUGUGAUGAUUGGAUCGGUUGCUGCUCAUCAGGCUAGUAUCGCACAGUUUCUCAGCGACUAUUGCUCCAGCAAGGGUGCUGUGGUGUCACUAGCAAAGGAGCUGGCUGUCGAGCUCGCCGACUCAGGAAUCCGGGUCAAUGUCAUCUCGCCAGGCUAUACAAGGACGGAUUUGACCGCUGUGCUCGCCAAGACGAGACCAUCUCUUGCUAAUAUUUUCUCUUCCGAGCCUCCAAUGAGACGCAUCGGCGAUCGAACAGAUCUCAAGGGCGCUGCGCUGUACCUCCUCAGCAGCGCUAGCGCAUACAUGACUGGCGGAGAACUAUUGAUCACAGGUGGCCUUCAUGCCGGACGGAAGCUUUAA